GUAGACCAUGACCUGAAGUUUUUGAUGAAUGCAGGAGAGUGACUGCUGUUCAGUGGUCCUAGAAACAAGGAGAGCGGGCAGUAUGGUUGAAUCUGGUGGGGAUGUGUUACGAAGUGAUGAAGAGGCAAUGACUUGGAAGCUCACAGAGAGUGUAGACAUGACUCUGAGUUACCUGGAGUAGGGUGGAAUAAACAGCCUCCCCCUGAGCAUGCUGCAGGGGCAGUGAGGUCCCGGGGGAGCUCAGUGUGAGUUAAGGAAGUAACUGGAGACAGGGUGGGGAAGAAACUGUUCUAUUCUAGCAAUCAGGGUGCGAGAGAUGGGAGGGAAAGGGCCAGUGGGCACGCUGUUACCUCUCUGUGGUUAUGUCCACCCUCCUAAGAGUAUAAAUUCUUCCUGAAGAAGAAUGAGAAGAUGGAAUUCCCCUUUGGGUCCCCGCAAGCUCCCCACUUCCGUCGAUUCACUCCAGAGUCCCUGGUGGCUAUUGAAAAACGAAUUGCUGCCAAGCAGGCGGCAAAGAAAGUUCAAGAGAAGCCCAAGAAGCAGAAGGACCAGGAAGAGAAGUCUCGGCCACAGCUAUGCUUGAAAGCCUGCAACAAGCUGCCCAAGUUCUAUGGCAAGCUCCCGGCAGAGCUGGUCGGGGAGCCCUUGGAGGAUUUGGACCCCUUCUACAGUACACACCGGACAUUUAUGGUGCUCAACAAAGAGAGGACCAUUUCACGGUUUAGUGCCACUCGGGCCCUGUGGUUAUUCAGCCCUUUCAACCUGAUCAGAAGAACAGCCAUCAAAGUGUCUGUCCACUCGUGGUUCAGUUUAUUUAUAACAAUCACUAUUUUGGUCAACUGUGUGGGCAUGACCCAAAACGAACUUCCAGAGAAAAUCGAAUAUGUCUUCACUGUCAUUUAUACCUUUGAAGCCUUGAUAAAGAUACUGGCAAGAGGAUUUUGUCUAAAUGAGUUCACUUACCUGCGGGAUCCUUGGAACUGGCUGGAUUUUAGUGUCAUCACCCUGGCAUACAUAUGUGAAGCAAUAGAUCGCCGAGGGAUCUCGGGCCUGCGGACAUUCAGAGUUCUUAGAGCUUUAAAGACGGUGUCUGUGAUCCCGGGGCUGAAGGUCAUCGUGGGGGCCCUGAUCCACUCAGUGAGGAAGCUGGCUGAUGUGACCAUUCUCACCGUCUUCUGCCUGAGUGUCUUUGCCCUGGUCGGCCUGCAGCUCUUCAAGGGCAACCUCAAGAACAAAUGUGUCAAGAAUUGCACAGCUGUCAACGAGACAGCCAAUUAUUCUUCUCACGAAAAACCAGAUUUCUACAAAAACAAACCAGGCACCUCUGAUCCUUUACUGUGUGGCUAUGGAUCUGAUUCAGGCCACUGCCCUGAGGGUUAUUUCUGCCUUAAAACAUCCAGCAACCCAGAUUUUAACUACACCAGCUUUGAUUCCUUCGCUUGGGCUUUCCUCUCAUUGUUCCGCCUCAUGACACAGGAUUCCUGGGAACGCCUCUACCAGCAGACCCUGAGGGCUUCUGGGAAAAUGUAUAUGGUUUUUUUCGUGCUUGUUAUCUUCCUGGGGUCUUUCUACCUGGUUAACUUGAUCUUGGCUGUGGUCACCAUGGCAUAUGAGGAGCAGAACCAGGCAACCAUUGAUGAAACUGAAACCAAGGAGAAGAACUUCCAAGAGGCCCUCAAGUUGCUCCGGAAGGAACAAGAGGUGCUGGUAGCACUGGGGGUUGACACAGCCUCUCUCCAAUCCUACAAUGGGUCACCUUUAACCUCCAUAAAUGCCAGUGAGAGAAGGCAUAUACUGAAGCCAAGGGUGUCAGAGGGCUCCACAGACGACAACAGAUCACUCCAAUCUGAGCCUUACAACCAGCACCGAAUGUCUUUCCUAGGCCUCACCUCUGGAAGACGCCGAGCUAGCCAUGGCAGUGUGUUCCAUUUCCAGGCCAUCGGCCGAGACAUCUCAUUCCCUGAUGAGGUCACAGAUGUCAGAAUCUUUCCUGGAGACCGUGAAAGCCAUCGGGGCUCUCUGCUGCUGGAUAGGGGUGCAAGCCAGCAAGGCCCCCUCCCUGGGAGUCCACUGCCUCAAACCCUCAACCCUGGCUCAGGGCAUGGAGAAAAUGGCCACCCCACAUUGCCCACUGGUGAGCUUUCCCCUGGAGCCGUCGAAGUCUCGGCACUGGAUGCAGGACAGAAGACUUUCUUAACAGCGGAAUACUUAGACGAAUCUCUUCGAGUUCAAAGGGCGUUGAGUGUUGUCAGUGUCGUGACCUCCGUCCUCGAGGAGUUGGAGGAGUCUAAACAGAGGUGCCCACCCCGCUUGACCAGCUUGGCUCAGAAGUAUCUGAUCUGGGAGUGCUGCCCCACCUGGGUGAAACUCAAGGAACUUCUCUUUGGGAUUGUGACGGACCCCUUUGCAGAGCUCACCAUCACCUUGUGCAUCGUGGUGAACACCAUCUUCAUGGCCAUGGAGCACUAUGGCAUGAGCUUCGCCUUUGACACCAUGCUCCAGACAGGCAACAUUGUCUUUACCGUGAUAUUUACUGCUGAAAUGGUCUUCAAAAUCAUAGCCUUCGACCCUUACUAUUACUUCCAGAAGAGGUGGAACAUCUUCGACUGCAUCAUCGUCACCGUGAGCCUGAUAGAACUGGGCACAGCUAGGAAGGGGAGUCUGACGGUGCUGCGGACCUUCCGCCUGCUGCGGGUCUUCAAGCUGGCCAAGUCCUGGCCAACCUUAAACACGCUCAUUAAGAUCAUUGGAAACUCAGUGGGUGCUCUGGGAAACCUCACCAUCAUCCUGGCCAUCAUCGUCUUUGUCUUCGCCCUGGUUGGCAAACAGCUCCUUGGGGACAACUACAAGAAAAACCGGCACAAAAUCUCUGCGCCCAACGAAGACUGGCCGCGCUGGCACAUGCAUGACUUCUUCCACUCCUUCCUCAUCGUCUUCCGGAUCCUCUGUGGAGAGUGGAUCGAGAACAUGUGGGCCUGCAUGGAAGUCGGUGAUAAAUCCAUCUGCCUCAUCCUCUUCUUGACUGUGAUGGUUCUGGGGAACCUGGUGGUACUUAACCUCUUCAUCGCCCUGCUCCUGAACUCUUUUAGCGCCGACAACCUCACAGCCCCAGAGGAGGAUGGGGAGGUGAACAAGCUGCAGGUGGCCCUUGCACGGAUCCAGGUGUUUAGCCGUCGCACCAAGGAGGCCCUUCGCAGCUUCCUCAGCCGACCCUGCUUGCUCCCCCGGCCCAAGUCAGAGCCCCAGCUGGUGGUGAAACUCCCACUGUCCGCCACCAAAGCCAAGAACCACAUUGCAGCAGACACGGCCAUGGGAAGUCCUGGAGGACUCCUGGCUCCCCGAGGCCCCAGGGAUGACCACAGUGAUUUCAUCACCAAUCCUAACAUAUGGGUCUCUGUGCCCAUUGCCGAGGGUGAAUCUGAUCUUGAUGAACUGGAGGAUGAUGGUGAGGAGGAUGCUCGGAGCACCCGGCAGCAAGUGAUCCCUCAAGGGCAGCAGGAGCAGCUGCUGCAAGUUGGGAGACACGAGGAUCACCUGCCGCCCAGGAGCCCAGGUUCUGGGAUGUCCUCUGAGGACCUAGCUCCGAACCUAGGUGAGAAGCGGGAAGACGAGGCUGCUGCACAGGGCCCUGCAGAGGGAGUGGACGACAUGAGCUCCUCAGAAUGCAGCACCGUGGACUGCCCAGAUCCCCAGGAGAUCCUGAGGAAGAUCCCCGAACUGGCAGAUGACCUCGAUGAACCAGAUGACUGCUUCACAGAAGGCUGCAUUCGCUACUAUCCCUGCUGCAAAGUGAACGUCACCAAGUUUCCCUGGACCGUGGGCUGGCAGGUGCGCAAGACCUGCUACCACAUCGUGGAGCACAGCUGGUUCGAGAGCUUCAUCGUCUUCAUGAUCCUGCUCAGCAGUGGAUCUCUAGCCUUUGAAGAUUUUUACCUCGACCAGAAGCCCAAGGUGAAGGCCUUGCUGGAGUACACCGACAGGGUGUUCACCUUUAUCUUUGUGUUUGAGAUGCUGCUCAAGUGGAUGGCCUAUGGCUUUAAAAGUUACUUCACCAAUGCCUGGUGCUGGCUGGACUUCCUCAUCGUGAAUAUCUCACUGACAAGCCUUAUAGCGAAGAUGAUGAAGUAUUCUGAUAUGGAAUCCAUCAAAACCCUUCGGACCCUCCGCGCCCUGCGGCCACUGCGGGCCCUGUCUCGAUUUGAAGGCAUGAGGGUGGUGGUGGAUGCCCUGGUGGGCGCCAUCCCAUCCAUCAUGAACGUCCUCCUCGUCUGCCUCAUCUUCUGGCUCAUCUUCAGUAUCAUGGGCGUGAACCUCUUCGCGGGGAAGUUUCAGAGAUGCAUCAACACCACCAAUGAAGACUUUUCCCUUGUGCCUUGGACUACUGUGACUAACAUGUCUGAAUGUGAACGUCAAAACUACACUGGAAAGUUCUUUUGGGUCAACGUGAAGGUCAACUUUGAUAACGUUGCAAUGGGCUACCUCGCACUUCUGCAGGUGGCAACCUUUAAAGGCUGGAUGGACAUCAUGUAUGCAGCUGUGGAUUCCCGGGAGGUCAGCAUGCAGCCCAAGUGGGAGGACAACGUGUACAUGUACUUCUACUUCGUCAUCUUCAUCAUUUUCGGUGGCUUCUUCACACUCAAUCUCUUCGUUGGGGUCAUAAUUGACAACUUCAACCAACAGAAAAAAAAGUUAGGGGGCCAGGACAUCUUCAUGACAGAGGAGCAGAAGAAGUACUACAAUGCCAUGAAGAAGCUGGGCUCCAAGAAGCCCCAGAAGCCCAUCCCACGGCCUCUGAACAAGUACCAGGGUUUUGUCUUUGACAUCGUGACCAGGCAGACUUUUGACAUCAUCGUCAUGGUCCUUAUCUGCCUCAACAUGAUCACCAUGAUGGUGGAGACUGAUGAGCAGAGUGAAGAAAAGACAAAAGUCCUGAACAAAAUCAACCAGUUCUUUGUGGCCGUCUUCACGGGCGAGUGUGUCAUGAAGAUAUUCGCCUUGAGGCAUUAUUACUUCACCAAUGGCUGGAAUGUGUUUGACUUCAUCGUUGUCAUCCUCUCCAUUAUGAGCCUGGUGUUUUCUGCAAUUCUUACAUCGCUUGGAGUGGUCAACAACGGCGUCAGAGGGGACUGUGGGAACCCAGCCUUGGGCAUCCUCUUCUUCACCACCUACAUCAUCAUCUCCUUCCUCAUUGUGGUCAACAUGUACAUCGCCGUGAUUCUGGAGAACUUCAAUGUGGCCACGGAGGAGAGCACGGAGCCCCUGAGCGAGGAUGACUUUGACAUGUUCUAUGAGACUUGGGAAAAGUUCGACCCAGAGGCCACCCAGUUCAUUACCUUCUCUGCCCUCUCAGACUUUGCAGACGCCCUCUCUGGCCCCCUGAGAAUCCCCAAACCUAACUGCAACACGUUAAUCCAGAUGGACUUGCCUUUGGUCCCUGGAGAUAAGAUCCACUGUUUGGACAUCCUGUUUGCCUUUACCAAGAAUGUCCUGGGAGAAUCUGGGGAGUUGGAUUCUUUGAAGUCAAAUAUGGAGGAGAAAUUUAUGGCAACUAAUCUUUCAAAAGCAUCCUAUGAACCAAUAGCAACCACGCUCCGGUGGAAGCAAGAAGACAUUUCAGCCACUAUUAUCCAAAAGGCCUAUCGGAGCUAUGUGCUGCACCGCUCCCUGACCAUCUCCAACCCUCUAGGUGUACCCAGGGCUGAGGAGGAGGCUGUGUCACUCCCAGAUGAAGGCUUUGCUGCAUUCAUGCCAAAUGAAAAUGGUGUGCUCCCAGACAAAUCUGCAAGUACAUCUGUCACAUCUUUCCCACCAUCCUACGACAGUGUCACUAGAGGCCUCAGUGAUCAACUCAACAUGCACACACCUAGCUCAAUGCAAAAUGAAGGUGACGCUGUCAGUAAGGAAGCCAGUAGUCCCUAGUGAGGACGCUUUAGCAUGGGCAUAUCCAGUUCUGAUGUGUCCUUCUGCUCUGUGACAGCUUACCUACCACCUCACCAAUGCAUGCCACUGGUCACACUGUCAGAACUGGACAGGGAAUGCAGUUGGUACCCACCUUUGGAGAAGCCCUCACACACCAACAGGAGUCAGAAGGCAAGGACAUCUCCACUGUAAUUUCCCUUUUAAAUUUCAGUAUCAGAUGAUGGGUUACCUUGCUUUCCAGAAAAUAACCCUAGUCCUUUUGAUUUUGAUUGUGACCAGAGCUCCUAUUUACCAAGACCAACAUCUCAGGACCAGACCUUCCAAAGAUAUAUGGCAAGGAUGUUGCUGAAGGUCCCAACUAGUCCUCUGUGAAACACCACACUGAGAUUGGCAGUGUUAUUUAGGAUUUUGCAUGACUGCAUGUUGAGAGCUGCCACACCAUUGCUCCAGCCCAAGGUAACAUCUGUGGUCUAUGUCAUGAAAGUCCUUUGAGAUAUCCAUUAAAAUUAAUAUUUUUAAAGGUAUGUCAAAGCCAA
Molecule: messenger RNA, 6455 nt
Organism: Vicugna pacos (alpaca)
Lineage: Eukaryota; Metazoa; Chordata; Mammalia; Artiodactyla; Camelidae
Source: RefSeq, a predicted model, not a curated record